This is a messenger RNA of Pungitius pungitius (ninespine stickleback), 3933 nucleotides long. RefSeq names its product UBA domain containing 1 (gene ubac1). Bases 323 to 1663 code for a protein of 446 amino acids. The record is from RefSeq and is a predicted model, not a curated record. Lineage: Eukaryota; Metazoa; Chordata; Actinopteri; Perciformes; Gasterosteidae. Gene Ontology annotation, molecular function: protein binding. The transcript has 10 exons. Gene Ontology annotation, cellular component: ubiquitin ligase complex.
GGACCGUUGAAGUUCAAAGUUCAGACAUUACAGUAAAAAUAGGGUACUUGCUGGCUGGCUGCGUGUGUGUUUGCGGGGAAUAAAACACAAACGGGGCGUUCACUGAAGUCUCGAAUCGGUGGCCACCGCACCGAAAACCGGCAGAGGAGACCGGAAAUGGCCCUCAACUAAUCUGCGCCCUGUGUUGCUCUGCUGUCGGCGGAUUUACAGAACGACGGCUAGCUGGGUGCUAACGUUAGCACGCUAGCUUGCCAGGAGCACAUAGCCACCGCUGCUAGCUAACGUCACUGGACCGGUGCUGUUUACUCUCACGGCUGCGGCUAUGUUCGUCCAGGAGGAGAAGAUAUUCGCCGGCAAAGUGUUGAAAAUACACAUCUGCACCGUGGACGGCACGGAGUGGUUAGAGGAGGUCACGGAAGACACCACUGUUGAGAAACUGAAGGAGAAGUGCUUGAAACAUUAUGUACACGGAAGUCUAGAAGACCCCAAGACACUUACCCACCACAAACUCAUACACGCUGCUACGGAACGAGUCCUCGCUGACACCAAAACUGUCGCUGAUGAAAAUCUCAAGGAUAAAGAAGUUUUGCUGCUCAUGAAGAAAAGACCACCACCAACCCCUCCCAAGAUGGCGGAAGUCAGUUCGGAUGAAAAGAAGAAACAAGAUAACAAGGCUCCGGACAAAGACGCAAUUCUAAAAGCCACCGGCAACCUGUCCACACGCCACACUGACCGCACUGUAACUCAGCACAACAUCAGAGAUUUUCAGACGGAGCUGAGGAAAAUCCUGGUUUCCCUCAUUGAAGUGGCCCAGAAGCUUCUCGCCUUGAACCCUGACGCCGUUGAACUUUUCAAAAAGGCCAAUGCGAUGUUAGAUGAAGAUGAAGAGGACCGCGUGGACGAAACAGCCCUCCAGCAGCUCACCGAGAUGGGUUUCCCCGAGAGCAGAGCCAUCAAAGCUCUUCGAUUGAACCACAUGUCCGUCACCCAGGCGAUGGAGUGGCUUAUCGAGCACGUAGACGACCCCUCUGUAGACACACCCAUACCUGGCCAGGACUCGGCAGGAGCCGCGGCCGCUGCCCCUGCUCCGGCCGCUGCCCCUGCCGCUGCCCCUGCCGCUGCCCCUGCCGCUGCCGCUGCCCCUGCCGCUGCCGCUGCCCCUGCUCCUGCCGCACCGGGCCCCUCGGCGUCGGGCCCCGGUCUGAAGCUUCUCCGCAGCCUCUCCAGCCAGUCGAACGCAGAAGACGGCAUCAGGCAGGACGAGCUCACGGAGAUCUUCAAGAGGAUCCGCAGGAAACGGGAGUUCAGACCGGACUCUAGAGCUGUCAUUGCAUUGAUGGAGAUGGGGUUUGAUGAGAAGGAGGUGGUCGACGCUCUCAGGGUGAAUAACAACCAACAAGAUGCCGCGUGUGAGUGGCUGCUAGGAGACAGGAAACCUUCCCCAGAAGAUCUGGACAAAGGCAUCGACACCAACAGCCCGCUGUUCCAAGCCAUUCUGGAGAAUCCAGUGGUCCAGUUGGGCCUAACCAAUCCCAAAACCCUGCUAGCGUUUGAAGACAUGCUGGAGAAUCCUCUGAACAGCACCCAGUGGAUGAACGACCCCGAGACCGGCCCCGUCAUGCUCCAAAUAUCCAGAAUCUUCCAGACCCUCAAUCGCACAUAGAGCUCCCUGGUGACCCCCUGUGUGACAGGCAGCUUCUGUGUGCGUGUGCGUGCGUGUGCUCGACCAUAUUGGUGUGUGUGUGUGUGUAUCCCAGUGCGGCGGAGACACGAGUAUUGUUUUUGCCUUGUAAAGACAACGCUGGAGGAGUCUAAGUAUGAAUUAAGAUGUUACACAUAUAUCUAUUUAUAACAGUACAGUAAAAACACUUAUACAAAACAGAUGUUGACAUAAACGUUAUUACAGUAAUGAUAAUAAAAAAAAAGGAGAUUUAGUAUGUUGUUUUUACAUUUUAACGAGAACAGUUUAUAGUCAUGACAGACAUGAUUUAUUUUAUAUGAUUUCUCCAUGUGCAGAAAUGACAUCAGACAUCAAUUUAAUGUUUACACUUCAAAGAGAACUGUUUUUGUAUGUUUUGCAAUAUUUAAAUAUCAACUACAGUUUUGUCUGUCUCUUUAAAUUGUUACAUUUCAUCCGUUCGGAAUGUGUGGAAAACUUUUGGUCAGCUUCCUGUUCUUUUCUCUUCGUCUUUUUUUUAGUUUUUUUUUUUUUUAGUUUUUAUCAAAUGAACUGCUUGUAAUUGAGAGGCCGGCGCUCAAAGUCCAGUGUUUCUGCUCCUGCUCCGUUGGAGCCUGUAAAGGUCGCUGUAAAGGUCGCUGUAAGCCAAGCGCCUCUCAGUUUAAAGCGGAGAACAUUCGCCCAUGAGCUUCUUCAAAAAUAUUUAUUUGUCUUGCCUUUUUUUUUUUUUUUUAAAUAGACAAAAGCUGUACACUAAACUGUUUGUGUCUUAGUCAUGUUUUUACAAGAAAACAAUAUAUUAGGUCUGUGUGUUUAUUGUCUGUGCUCUUGAAUGUCAUAUUUUAAUGUCGCGCUCAUUCAGCACUUGUUCACCUCCUAAAUAUCGCUCACUGCAGCACUUAAGGAGUUAAUAGAAGGGUUCAUGUCCCUAAUGGCUGUGGCGGGAUGUUAAAUGAAGCUGAGUCUGAUCAGAAGGGUUUUUUGCCUUUGUUAUCUUUUGAUUUUGAAUGAUGGAGAUGCUCGCAGCUCAGCGUCUCCACACACACACACACAAGAAAAUGACAGAUUUUUCUUUUUCUUUUGACAGCAGUGAGCAUUCAAAGAAAAAUGUCACUAUAUAAUCUGCCUUGUCAUGAGUUUUACCCAUUGAGAAAUCCUCUGUAUUCCUGUGCAAUAGCAAAGGACAUCUGUUGGCCUGAAAAAGAAAUCUACUUGUUUUGAGUGUGCGAGCUGCAAUGUGUAGCGUGUUCUACAAUAUUCACAUUUGCGUUUCAGUUCUUCAAAUCUCCAGCUACAAGUUCGGCCUUUUGUCGGGUUGAACCGACAGUUUGGGACAAUGUGGAGGGUGGUGUGUUUUGCCAAGCUUUUGAGUGUUUUUAAAAUGUGGUUUUGAUGUGACUUUCUGCUCAGGGAGGCUGAGAUUGUUUUUCUAAACCUGUCAUUAUGGCGAAGCUCUGCUCACCCCCUUCUAGUCUGGGCAGUUUAAAAUAGCUUUAACUAAUCUGUCGGGAACUUCAUGAUUAAGAGCACCACAAGACAUGGUUUUGUAAUUGCAAUAUUUGAAAAUAUUUAAAUGUUUUUAGAGCAAAGUGUGUUUGAACUCUUUAUUAUUACAUUAUUUAUAUCGAAGCCAAACUAGUAACUUGUUCUUAUUUAUAACAUUUUUAGCAAACCUCAGAGCUUAUCUACAAAUGUGAAAGAAAAAAAAAAUUGAAUGAUUCAAAUGUUGUUUUUACAAACCAUUGUAAAACGUGCUUAUGGACUUUUAGGUCUCAGUGUGAUUGUGACGCGGUAGAAGGAAGCCACACCACAGCCCCCCCCCCCCAUCCUCCCCCCGCUCCCUCUGUCACAGCCACAAUGACCAGCUGCCCCCCCCCCCUCCCACACACACACACACACACAACCCAGGCUUGGCAUCAGAAUACACACACAGCUCUCCGGGUUAUAUCUUCAAACAAACAUUGGGAGAUUGUACGUUUUAAAAGAAGAAGAAGAAGAAACAAGGUCCACAGGUGACCGCAGACACCUUUCGAAGAGGUCAACAGAAAAGGAAAAGAACAAAAUGAACUUUAUUGCCGAGGGACACCAAAGGCUGGUUCGAGUCACAGGGUGUUGUUUUCACUCCGCUUUCAUAAGAACUAUCCCAGUUUAACAACCUAUGCAAUAUACUCUCACAGUCUGCUCGUUCAGACGGCCUCACGGCUCCUGGCAUUUAAAUCACUAUUGCAUUAAAGGUAUUUUUUUGUUGUUGUGGC